GACCGACGUCCAUGUGUUUCGCAAACAAGGACGAGCGUUGACGACGAAGACGCGGGCUACGGUCCAAGUAUGAAUAAAAUAACUAUACGGCAUCUCGAGGGGAAUGUCAUGUCGAUAUAAUGGUGACCGGUCUGGUUCAACGCUGGUACAGUUCCAGUUGGUCGAGCCAACGCAAUCACCCAGACCGGCUCUGGGGAAGACAAGACAAGACAAGACAAGACAAGACCAUGACCCAUUGUUUUCGGGGGGGUUCAGACGUCCAGACCUGCAGCUGCAGAAGAACCGAGGUCGGUGGCUGGUAUUAUUACCAACCCGAACCAAGCCAAGCGUCUCCCCUUGAGCUGCACAUCGGCCAGCUUAUGCAAGAGUUGCAGACCGCCUUGAGGCCCAAUUCCCAAAUCCCGUUAAGUGCGGGCAACGAGCGGGACGGACAACACACAACGAAACCCACAACGAAACCCACAACACGCACACUCGCACAUUCGCACAUUCGCACAUUCGCACCCAGAAAGAGACCGACAAGACGAGGAGACACAGACGAACAGACGGCUCACCACUUUUCCCCACGCGACUACGACUAUUUGCCUUCCUUCAUCACGUCCGGUCCUUGAACCCCCGACACCCCCGACACCCCGACCCCCAACCUCCUAACCUUCCAACCCCCCACAAACACCCCCAAAUACAAGACUCAACUUUGGUCGUAUAUUUACUAGCCGCACAGUGACAGACAAGACAGUUGCUCUUAAACUACUGC
Messenger RNA from Sodiomyces alkalinus F11, 754 nucleotides. RefSeq lists its product as hypothetical. Lineage: Eukaryota; Fungi; Ascomycota; Sordariomycetes; Glomerellales; Plectosphaerellaceae. The coding region runs from base 120 to 611 and encodes 163 amino acids. The record is from RefSeq and is a predicted model, not a curated record. The transcript is spliced from 2 exons.